CAUAAAAGAUGGCGUGGCAUGGCAUGGCAUGGCAUCAUUCUAGACAUUGUAUAAGACACAGAGAUGUAGAGAGAUGGAAAAGUGAAAUGAAGAGAGAGAAAAUGAUAUGGCUAUUACUGUUAGGCUUGUUCUUGGUAUGCGCCGGUAUGAGCCUUGUCUUCUCCGUCUAUCUUUGUCUUCUUUGGUUAGCCACAAUUCGGAACCCACCGCCGAGCGCGCCGGUGACCGAGGCCGGCGCAGCCAAGGCAGGGAUGAGGGGGAUCUCGGCGGUGGAACUGGAGGAGUUGGCGGAGGCGAAGGACGGUGGGGGACUUGUAGGUGGGUCGGAGUGUGCGGUGUGUCUGGAAGACAUUGAGGCCGGGCAACGCGCGCGGGUGCUGCGGAGUUGUCGACACUCGUUUCAUGUUGGUUGUGCUGAUGCUUGGCUCUUGGCUCACCCUCAUUGCCCUCUUUGUAGAACUACUUUAAUCCCUCCUCCUCCACCUUCUUCAUAGUUUUUUAAU
Molecule: messenger RNA, 503 nt
Organism: Dioscorea cayenensis subsp. rotundata (Guinea yam)
Lineage: Eukaryota; Viridiplantae; Streptophyta; Magnoliopsida; Dioscoreales; Dioscoreaceae
Product: E3 ubiquitin-protein ligase ATL23-like
Exons: 1
Coding region: 9-494 (161 amino acids)
Source: RefSeq, a predicted model, not a curated record